Molecule: messenger RNA, 1117 nt
Organism: Lepidothrix coronata (blue-crowned manakin)
Lineage: Eukaryota; Metazoa; Chordata; Aves; Passeriformes; Pipridae
Gene: DEXI
Product: Dexi homolog
Exons: 3
Coding region: 32-313 (93 amino acids)
Source: RefSeq, a predicted model, not a curated record
UGCCCGCUGCCCCCGCAGCCCCCACGGCUGCAUGCCCGCCGCGGUCUCGGCACGUCUGGAUUCGGUGGAGUCCUGGGCCUUCCAUGCGCUGCUGGUGCUGCCCUAUAUGUUUUACGUGGGCUUGUUCUUUGUCAACGUGCUGAUCCUGUACUAUGCCUUCCUGAUGGAGUACAUCGUCCUCAAUGUAGGCAUCGUCUUCCUGCCCGAGGAUAUGGACCAGGCUCUGGUGGAUCUGGGGAUGCUCUCCGACCCUGGUUCCGUGCUUUACGAGACGGACAGCGAGCUGGAUGUCUUUGACGGGUACUUGGAGUGACGCCCCGGGCUGCCCUCCCUGCGUCCCGGCUCCUCCUGCGCAGCAUCUUCCCUUCCGAAUGACACCCUUCCCGCCCGGUGCAGGGGCCAGAGGGGCAGCCGGGACCCGCUGCCACCGGGCAGGCCCGCGGAGACCUCGCCGGGGAAAUUCAUUAAACACCUGACAUGGAUUAUGACCAGGAUAAUGGAUCAAGUCCUGGAAAGAAACCGUGCUCUGAAAUAUGGAGAUGGAAAUAAUGACAAGAGAACAACAAGAAGAGUUGUCAUCAGACCUUGUCAGUUGUGACUUCUCUUUAAGGUCUUUGCCUCUUGAGGGUGCACUAACUGCAGUGACUCGUGCACCAUGCUGGGCUUCCAUGGGUAAUUCUGGGAUGGACUGUAUGAAAAAUAAGAUAAACUACGUUCCAUUAUAACAGAAAAUCAAGAUGUUACUCAGAUUUGAUAAACUUUUGAAUAAAUACCAUGUCACCCAAGUGGACACGCUCUACAUAUAGCUUAAGAGGGUUUUACAAUCACACAUUGAAAACUCUACCAGCCAGUAGUUCAAAGGCAGUGCUUUCUCAGGGGAUAAUAUGCAGGAGUGACUGCAAGGAGGUUCUGUUCAGGGAGUAUAACGGCAAGAACUGUGCUAGGAAGAUAUUUUAUUUAAAUUGUGAGUUUUGAAAUAGAUCAGAGAGUGAAUUUUAUAUAAGUCAGAUGGAUUCAUUAUCUAACACAGAAUACUUGGCAGAUUGUUUAAGCUCGUGUUCCUGUGUACAGAUGUGAAAGCAAUACAAUAAAGACUGAUCUUUUCCAUGAAAAAUUA